Messenger RNA from Mesocestoides corti, 1002 nucleotides. The record is from the annotation of a GenBank genome assembly. NCBI's taxonomy places the organism in Eukaryota, Metazoa, Platyhelminthes, Cestoda, Cyclophyllidea, Mesocestoididae.
AUGUUUGGAGUUCUCGUCAUCCUCACAACUUGCAUCGCCAGCUUCACAGGAGUUGGCGUCAAUGGCCACUUCAUCGUUGACACGCCAAGCGGAUGUGUCGAUGUUGCUGUCAAUCUUCCUUACGAAUUCUCGGCUGUUCAAGUCGACCAUAACCGCUACGAAUUUGACGGCAACCUUACCUGCUCCAACAUGAAUGUCGACAAUGACUACUUGGAAUGUUCGCUAACGCUUGACGCACUAAUACCCACGCCUCUUCGACUCCACGCUGACGUCAGAUGUUGUGGACGACUAGAUGAACAUUCAUGUGCCAAACAGUGGCACUUGCGACAACUUGUAGGUGUCACAGACCCAUCUGGUGGUUUCAUUGCAAAAGUGAGAGUGUGCGACGUCGAGAACAAGGUUUGGGUUGGAUUCUUCGUUGACCGGCUUCUCAGUUGGAGUCACCACGCCUUCGUCACUGCCUACUUCUCACAUGGUGGCAAAUGGGCCAACAUCAACAGAAAUUGCAUUCAGCCACAACUGUCUGGUCCGUUGGUAAUCAAAGCGGGUGGACGGGAUGAGGUGGAAAUCGUUUGUGCUCGUAAGAUGUACUGUCCAAUGGGACCAUACGCGUGUGUUUGUAUAGCGGCAACUGCUAAGCAUUUCAACAACGCCGCACUUCAAACUGCGGCUGCUCAAUGCGCUGCUUCUAAAAUCCAGAUUCCCAUCAUGACGUUAAUAAUGGACGGGAGCGGAACAGUAUGCAAUGAUUUCCAGGAACCUCGCUGCAUUGAAUCCUACCACGAGGAUAUGAAAAUAGUCAAGACAGUCUAUGCCAAACCCGGAGGAGACGACGUAUCCUACGUGUUUUGCUCUACCGGCGACUCUUUCCUCUCGUAUGCCAUUGAUUGGGCUAAUUCAGAUGGCGGCGAUGACGGCAUCUUCUUUGGUGCUGGUCUAGUUACUGAAAUAGCGUCUGCCUGCCUAAAAUCCUCUGGACUUCGAAGUCAUAACUCGCUAUAA